Molecule: messenger RNA, 1728 nt
Organism: Dictyostelium discoideum AX4
Lineage: Eukaryota; Evosea; Eumycetozoa; Dictyosteliales; Dictyosteliaceae
Exons: 5
Coding region: 1-1728 (575 amino acids)
Biological process (GO): carbohydrate metabolic process
Cellular component (GO): beta-galactosidase complex
Molecular function (GO): beta-galactosidase activity; catalytic activity
Source: RefSeq, a predicted model, not a curated record
AUGAAAUCAUUUAUUUUAUUAUUAUUUUCAUUUUGUUUGGUUUUUGGGUCUCCACUUAUUGACUCACCUUCAAAACAAAUCAUUUGGUCAGAUUUUUUUGGAAUUAAUUUUCAAAAUGAAUUUUUUAAUGUGACAGUUGCUCAAAGUCAAAUUUUAGCAAUUAAAGAAUUAGGAAUUGAAUGGGUUCGUGCAAGUUUUCAUUGGGCAUAUUUAGAAAGUACUGAAGGCAAUUUAAGAUUUGAUUUAUAUGAUCCAGUUAUGAAUUUAAUUAAAAGUAAUGGCUUGAAAUCAAUUGUCUAUCUCGUUGGUACACCAGAUUGGUGUAGUAGUUAUGAUCCUUCAACAGCUGGUAAUGUUUCAAAAAGUGAUACUUUCCCACCUUCAAACAAUACAAGAUUCGCUGAAACAAUGAUUAUUUUAAGUAAUCGUUAUUCAUUUGUUGAUUUUUGGGAAGUUUGGAAUGAACAAAAUUUAAUACCAGCAUUUUUUGCACCAGUUUAUUCAUUUCAAAAAUAUAAUGAAAUUUUUCAAGAAACUAAAAGAUUAUUUUCAAAUGAUGGUAAAGCAUCGAAAUUGGCAGUUGGUGGAUUGGGAUAUUAUGGUUUUUCAAGUACUGGUGAGAAUAUGAUUGCAGAUUUAAUGACAACUAAAACUUUUGAAGGUGUAAUAGCAGGUUAUCAUCCAUAUACUGAUUUACCAGAGGGUGGUAAUGGUCAAUUGCCCGCGAGUCCAUAUGCACAUUAUGCAACAGCAAGAUACCUUAAUUCUAUAUUAUCAAGCCAAGGAAAAGCAUAUCAAAUUUGGUCUACCGAAUAUGGGUGGUCAAGUAGUGGUGAAGGUAAUGUCUCAAAACCAGUUCAAGCCGAAUUCGGUAUAAAACGAUUACUAAUUGACAGUUUAGUAAAUUUUGAUAAAUCAUUCAUUUUCACAACUAGUGAUCUUGAUGGUAACGCAUCGUCAGUGAGAGAUCAAGGAUAUGGGUUUGUUGAUUUAAUGUUAAAAAAGAAACCAAUUUUCAAUUCAUUUUUUAAUUUAUUCACUAUAACAGGACCAAAAGUUGAUGAAAUCAGUUCAGAAGAAAUUAAUAGUUAUAUUACAAUAUCAAGUUUGGGUGAUGAUUUUGUUGGUAUAUUUUAUAAAAAAUUGUCAACUAAUACAACAUUGUUUGUAUUUUGGUCACCAUCUCAAACUGUAAAAUCCUUAACUUUAAAUCUUUUCAAUGUAUCUGCAAAUUUAUAUCAAGUCUCUGAUAAUACUACUCAAUUUUAUUCAGCAACAAUAAAUUCAAAUACAAUUUCAUUAACAAUAACUGAAAAUGUUCAAAUUUUUGAAUGGCCAAUAAAGAAAUCUUCAUCAUCAACAUCAUCAUCAACAUCUACAACCUUUUCAUCAUCAACAUCUUCAUCAUCGACAACUACAACCUCUUCAUCAACAACUACAACCUCUUCAUCGACAACUACAACCUCUUCAUCAACAACUACAACUUCAACCACAACAUCAAAUUCAACACCAAACCCAGAAAAUAGUAAUAGUGAUGAUAUAAUAAAUUUUUUUUUUUUUUUUUAUUUCUUUUUUUUUACUCAAAAUUUAGUGGUUUGUGAUUUUAUAUAUUGUUUUUUUUUUUUUUUUUUUUUUUUAAUUGGAUAUUUAAGUAAAAAUUUGAAUGUUUUUUGCAGUGCUCAUCAAUAUUAUUUUUUUUUUAUUUUUUUUUUAUUUUUUUUUUUUUAA